AUGUCCAUAUUAAAUAGAAGGAAACGAAAAGAUUUGAAUCCAGGCAGUCUUACUCCAGAAUCUGAGCCUUUAGCUAUUAAGAAUGCGAAGAUCUAUGGUCGGGAAGAAGUAGUAAUCCCUUGUGCUUCUGAUGAUGAUUCGGGAAGUGUGGAUUUGCAGCUGAGCAACCUAGAGGAUAUUAAAAGAGGCCCAAGUAGCAUUGAUCUUACAGACUCGGACAUCUCUGACAUCCCUGUACUUCCUUGGGAGUCCUUUACAGAUAGCUGCAGGCAGCUCACCCAGCAGGGGCCCCUUGGCGAGGCCAUCACUGAGAAGCUGAUCCAGUCCAUUGAGGAGGUUUUUAAUGGUGAGCUAAAGGUUCUGGUGCAGGAAGAGCCCUUGCAUUCUCUAUUCAGCCCUGUGCGCCAGGAGGUGUUUGUCACCAUCGCUGACCUCAGUUACCAAGAUGUUCAUUUGCUAUUUGGUUCAGAAGAUCGAGCUGACUUGUUCAGUCUUAUCACCAAAAGUGUAAUCACUCUGCCGGCUGUAAGGAAUCUUUCCCAGCUGCAGGAAGUCAUGCCGAGUGGGCCCUACAACUCAGAGUGUCUCUACAGACAGACGUUUCAGGCAUUCUCUGAGAUGCUCCAGAGUUUGGUGGUAAAAGACCCACAUUUGGAAAAUCUUGACACCAUUUUUCAGCACAUGGACUCCUGGUUACAGUCAGCCAAAGACCAUGAGCGGGAACGGGCCACGGCCAGCAUGGCUCAGGUUCUGAAGUGCUUGUCCAGGCAUCUCAGCUUGAAGCUUCCACUGCGAUUCCAAAGACUUGGACACCUUGUGGCUCUGAUGGCACUGCUGUGUGGGGACCCGCUGAAAGAGGUGGCCAGCGAGGCUGCAGAGGGCACUCACUACCUGCUGCAUAUCACUCUGAGGCUGAAGUAUAUCACUCAUGACAAGAAAAAUCACCAAAGCUUGAAAAGAGCAUUUAAAAAAUGCCGAGAACUCCUAGAGCUCUACAAUAUUAAACAGUUCUACAGUUAUCCGUUCAAAAUUGCCCAGAUCUUUGAAGUUUUUCUCAAUUCAAAUGAGCUCUGCCAGUUUGUAAUGACUACUUUGGAUGGCCUGGAAAACCUGAAACAUCCCUGUACCCAGCAAUCAGCAGGAGAACUGCUGAUAACAUUGGUGAAAAAUGCGGAGUCUCGAUUUGAGAAGGUGCCAGAAAUUAUGGGCGUUAUCUGUGCCCGGCUAUCCAUAAUCAGCCAACCCAGAGUCCGCCAACAAGUUAUAAAUACUGUGAGCUUGUUUAUCUCCAGGCCCAAAUACACAGAUAUAGUACUCAACCACCUUCUCUGUCACCCCGUACCGUAUGACAGGCAUCUGGCUGAAUUGUGGAGAACCUUGGAGGUUGAGCUGCCCAGUAUGACCUGGAUUCUCUGGAGGCUCCUGAGGAAGCUGCAGAAAUGCCAUAACGUGCCCCCACAGGAGAAGAUGGUCUAUGUGGCUGUCGCUGCCACAGAUGCCCUGUAUGAGGUGUUCAUGGGAAACAGGCUCCGGGCAGCUACAUUCCGACUGUUUCCUCAGCUUCUCAUGACACUGCUUGUCCAGAUACAUCACAGCAUUGGCCUCACCAUGUCUGAUGUCACCAUCCCCAGUGGCCUGUACACAGAGCAGGCAAUGUCUUCAGAAAUCACCCCUUUACGCUUUGCCAUGCAGGCCACAAAGACUCUCCUGCUCAGAACAUUGUGCUGGCAGGAAUUCAACAUCAUGGAAAAGAAUAAAGGAUGGAAUCUUCUGGAAGAAAAAGAUAGCCAUCUUCAGGGAGUAUUUCUCCUUGCCAGUGCAUUGCUGGAGAGAAACCAACUCCUUGCACAUAAGGUCAUGUACUUGUUAGUCCCUCUGCUUAAUCGAGGGAAUGAUAAACAUAAGCUCACAUGUGCAGGCUUUUUUGUGGAGCUUCUCCAGAGUCCAGUGGCUAGGAGACUGCCCAGCAUAUACUCUACUGACCGCUUGAAAGACUGGCUGCAUCAUGAAGAUCAUCUCUUUAGAAUUCUGGCUCUGAGGGGGCUGUGCAAUCUUACCAGACACCAGGACAUGAGGGAAGCUAUCCAGAGCUUGUUGCCAUCCAUCUUAGACAUCUUAGGUGAAACCGAUGAGAGGAUUGUUUUGUUGGCCAUCCAGAUACUCCUGCAACUGGUCAGGACAAUGGAUUUCACUACCCUGGCUGCCAUGACGAGGAUCCUACUCUCCUUGUUUGGUGAUGUGAGACCUGAUGUUCAUCAUUUCUCCAUGACACUCUUUGGAGCCUCCAUAAAGUCUGUGAAAUACACAGAUAAGAAGAAUAUAGAGAGCCAAGUCCUGGAGAGCCUGGUCCCACUACUUCUGUAUUCUCAGGACGACAAUGAGGCAGUAGCUGAGGAGAGCAGACGAGUCCUAGCUAUAUGUGCCCAGUUCCUGAAGUGGAAGCUGCCACAAGAAGUGUACUGCAAAGACUCCUGGUACACCAAGCCUGUUGAAGCUGGAGCAAUCUGCAAAUUCUUUGGAAAAAGAUGCAAGGGGAAAAUUAACAUCCUAGCCCAAACACUGAUGUAUACCAAGAAUGCAAAACUUCCUAUCAGAAGAGCAGCAGUCUUAUUUAUAGGGCUCUUAUCAAAAUACAUGGAUCACAGUGAACUCAGGAUGAAGGGUACUGCCUGGAUAAAGGCUGAUCUGCGAGGUCUGCUGCAUGACCCUGAGCCUUCUCUGCGCAUCAUCGCCUCCCAGACUCUGUUCCGAAUCCAGAAGGUAGAGACUGAGCCAGAACCUGAGCAGACAGUUUGCUGGCUAAGGAAGCUCAUGGGCUGUCUCCAUACCUAGAAAUGCAAGGCAAACAACAUCAGAUGGGAAAGCUGUGGAACCAAACAUGAAAAUGAUUUGUUCAAGUUCACACAACUAGUAAAUAGUAAAGCCAGGAUUCAAAACCAAGUAGUCAGGCUCCAAAGCCCACACCCUGACUGGUCUACUCUGCUCUUCUCCAGUCUGCUCUUUUGCUCUAAUGUGAAUAAAUGUCGAUCUACUCUACAGUUAACCUCAGUUGCUGAAUUCAUGGCCCCAAAGAAACUCAUGUAAUCAAACAAAUACUGUAAAGUCAUAGCGAGCCUCAAAUAAUUUAUCGAAUACAAAAGACGAAGACUUCUUAACUAAAAGAUAGUAUGCCUUCUUUUAUUUUCAAAAUAAGACAGAAUAAACAUUCUAUACUGUAGAGAGUAUAGUUAGAGCAAAAAGUGGUAGUUUUUCUUGAAAAAAAAUUUUUUGCAUCUUUAGUUUGAUCUCAUGAACUGUCCCAAUCUCACAGAAAACAGAC
Molecule: messenger RNA, 3319 nt
Organism: Tupaia belangeri chinensis (Chinese tree shrew)
Lineage: Eukaryota; Metazoa; Chordata; Mammalia; Scandentia; Tupaiidae
Gene: MROH8
Product: maestro heat like repeat family member 8
Exons: 23
Coding region: 1-2832 (943 amino acids)
Cellular component (GO): cytoplasm
Source: RefSeq, a predicted model, not a curated record